Leptonychotes weddellii (Weddell seal) is the source of this 824-nucleotide messenger RNA. It is a transcript of the gene CCDC107, whose product is annotated as coiled-coil domain containing 107. Lineage: Eukaryota; Metazoa; Chordata; Mammalia; Carnivora; Phocidae. The record is from RefSeq and is a predicted model, not a curated record.
UGCGCGCUGGGGCUCGCGGCUAACACUGGCGCCGACGGGGCCUUCAUUCUGUGGUCGGCAAUGGCGGGCUCGGUCUCGCUUGCGGGUUUGCUGGGGUUGCUACUUGUGUCUGCACUGCCCGGGGUCCUCGGAGACCGCCCCAGCCCCGACCUCCGGGCACACCCAGGGGACCCCGCCCAGGUCGGCCCUGAGGCCACGGAACCCCGGCGUCGGCAGCCGCCCAAGGACCAGCGCGAGCGGGCCCGGGCGGGAGCUCUGCCUUUGGGGGCGCUGUACACCGCAGCUGUCGUGGCUUUUGUGCUGUACAAGUGUUUGCAGCAGGGGAAAGAUGAGGCUGCAGUUCUCCAAGAAGAGGCAGGCAAGAAGGAAUCAUUGCAGUCAGAGCAACAGCUGGCCCAGUUGACACAACAGCUGGCCCAGACAGAGCAACACCUGAACAAUCUGAUGGCCCAACUGGACCCCCUUUUUGAGCGUGUGACUACCCUGGCUGGAGCCCAGCAAGAGCUUCUGAAUAUGAAGCUUCAGACCAUCCACCAGCUGUUACAAGACAGCAAGCCAAACAAGGGUGUGGACAUUCCAGAACCAGAGGCCAGCAUACCCUUUCCUGAGGACUUAUGUAUAGAGGAGGAGGCUGGUGACAGUCAGGCCUGGGAGGAGCCCUUAAACUGGAGCACAGAGACAAGAACCCUAGCUACUCCCUGGGAAGUGGAGCAGGGGCUAAGGAGAAGAUGCAGCAAGGCUGUGAGAAGGGCCGCAGUCACAGCCCCCGCUGGCAAGGAGAAAUGACAGCGGAAGGUUUAGUAAAACAAAGUCUGUUCUUGUGA